Messenger RNA from Fraxinus pennsylvanica, 1386 nucleotides. NCBI's taxonomy places the organism in Eukaryota, Viridiplantae, Streptophyta, Magnoliopsida, Lamiales, Oleaceae. The record is from the annotation of a GenBank genome assembly.
AUGGAAGUUAAGGGUAAGAGAGCACAUGUAUUGGCUGUGCCAUGUCCUGCCCAAGGACAUGUCCGGCAACUCAUGAAGCUGUCGACCCAAAUUGCGAAUCGUGGGAUUAAGAUUACAUUCGUUAACACAGAGUACAUACAUGCAAAAGUGCUAGCUGCAAUGUCUGAGGAGGAUAAGAGGCAAAGCCACAUAGAACUAAUGUCAAUUCCAGAUGGACUGACUCCUGAGGAUGAUAGAAAUGAUGGUUUUAAGCUAAUAGAAAGUCUUCGAAGAACGAUGUCUAGAAAUUUGACAGAUUUAAUAGAGAAGAUUAAUUGUCAAGACAAGGAUGAAAAGAUUAGCCAUGUCAUAGCUGAUACUACAAUUGGGUGGAUUCUAGACAUUCCCAAAAAGAUGGGAGCUGAACCAGUAGCCUUUCAACCUUUUGCAGCCGCAGGCAUGGUCCUCCAACUUCAUAUUCCAAAGCUUAUUGAAGAAGGAAAUCUCGAUAUAAAUGGAUUUAUGAUGGAAAAUGAAUUGAUCAAGGUGUCACAUGAUUUACCUCCGUGGAGAAGAAAUGAACUGAUAUGGAGCAUCCCGAGUGACCUAAAGGGUCAAAAGAUAUUGUUUGAAUGUAUUCUGACUGCCGGACAAUCAAUACAUCAUGCUUCUUGGAUACUCUGCAAUACUUUUUAUGAACUUGAAUCAUCAGCUUGUAAUUUGAUUCCCAACUUCUUAUCGAUUGGACCAUUGCUUAGGAGUGAUACCUCAAAAUCUUGUGCCAGCGGUGGGAGCUUUUGGGUGGAGGACACAACUUGUUUAAGCUGGUUAGAUGAAAAACCAGAUGGUUCGGUGAUUUAUGUUUCUUUCGGCAGCAUUGCAGUGUUAUCUCAAGAUCAACUAAAUGAGCUAGCGCUAGCUCUUGAACUUUCAGGUCGGCCCUUUCUGUGGGUCGUUAGAUCAAAUCUUGUGAAUGGAUCCCAAGCUGAGUACCCAAACGGCUUCAGGGAAAGAGUGGCAGAACGCGCAAAAAUUGUAGAAUGGGCACCUCAAGAAGAAGUAUUGGCUCAUUCUUCUGUCUGGUGUUUUUUGAGCCAUUGUGGAUGGAACUCUACCAUGGAAGGCUUAAGCUUAGGUGUUCCUUUCUUGUGUUGGCCUUACUUUGCAGAUCAAUUUCAUAAUGAGAACUACAUUUGUGAUAUGUGGAAGAUUGGUUUGAGACUGAAUCAUGAUGAGAAUGGCCUCAGAUCAAGGCAUGAAAUUAUAACUAAAAUAGAAAUGUUGUUUUCUGAUCGCAGUGUGAAAGCAAAUGCUCUGAAACUAAAAGAAAAGGCUCAAAGGAGUGUUAGUGAGUCUGGAUCUUCUUUUAAGAAUUUCGAAACAUUCAUCGGUCAUCUGAAAAAAUGA